Messenger RNA from Fragaria vesca subsp. vesca, 1353 nucleotides. RefSeq names its product probable serine/threonine-protein kinase Cx32, chloroplastic-like. The transcript is spliced from 6 exons. Gene Ontology annotation, biological process: protein phosphorylation. The coding region runs from base 144 to 1181 and encodes 345 amino acids. The record is from RefSeq and is a predicted model, not a curated record. Gene Ontology annotation, molecular function: protein kinase activity; ATP binding. NCBI's taxonomy places the organism in Eukaryota, Viridiplantae, Streptophyta, Magnoliopsida, Rosales, Rosaceae.
GAAUUAAUAGACUUUUGUGCUUCAUCUCUUUUAUCUGUAGAUCUCUUUUAUCUGUAGGUGGGGUGUGUAGAAAGGCACUUUAAUCUUCUGGGUUUUAGAGAAAGUGAGCGCUCUUUCUAUCUUAAUCUCGACUUUCUUCUGGAAUGAAUGGCCGAUCAACCUGGUCGAGAAGACAAGCAGUUGAACCUGCCUUGGGAACAGAGGUUCAAACGCAAGCAGGAAGAAGUCGACUUAUGACAGCAGAAGCAGAAACAGAAUCCAACUUGAAAGUUGUCCCUUAUGCACAUUUGAAAGAUGCUACUAGGAAUUUCAGCUCAGGCGUGGGUGGAAGUAUGUUCAAGGGUUGGGUGAAGGAGGACAAGACGUUUGCACCUUCUCCUGUUGGCACUGGAAUUGCCGUUGCUGUCAAGAGAUUUACCCGUGCAAGUGAGGAAGACGACGAAAAGUGGGAGACCGAGUUGCUUUUAGAAAAGCCUCCUCAUGAAAACCUUGUCAAGCUCUUGGGAUACUGUGAUGUGAAGAAGAAGAAGAAGAAGAAGAAGAAGUCAUUCUUAGUUUAUGAGUUUGUGCAGAAUGGAAGCUUACCUAAUCAUCUUUUUAGAAAAUUUUUAAGGGAGCCACUAACUUGGGACAACAGACUCGAUAUAGCUAUUGGAGCUGCAAAGGGUUUAAGUUUCUUGCACAGUUUGCAAAUCAUUCACAGAGAUGUCAAACCGACAACAAUAAUGCUCGAUGGGAAUUACAAUACAAAAAUUUCAAAUUUUCACUUGGCAAUAAAGAAGCCAGAUGAUGGACAGUUGUAUAUGUCAGCUCCGGUUUGCGGCACAGUGGGUUAUAUCGAUCCCGAAUAUAUGAUAACAGGUCACUUAUCUAUAAAGAGCGAUGUGUAUAGCUUUGGUGUUGUGCUGCUUCAAAUUCUGACAGGGUUAACGGCCUGCGAUUAUAGCCAACCUCAGGAACGACUUAGUCUGGUUGACUGGGCCAUACCUCUUCUCUCUCAUAAGACAAAGUUGCAAACUAUAGCGGAUGCAGAUAAGCACCUUUAUAUUUCUCAGGAAGCAACGGAGACAGCAAAGCUUGCUCAAGAAUGUCUAAACAGAUGUCCUCAAGAGCGACCUUCCAUGGAACAAGUUGUCAGGAAAUUGGAACUCAUUCGGACAAACCGAACCCCUAGGCAGUGAUCUCUGCUCCUAGUUGUUCUUGUUAUUUGUUAUUUGAAAUUCUGAAUAAUAUAUCUAGCAGACUGUCCUGACAAGACUACAUAUGACAUGGGACUGAAAGAUCUUUCAAUUUCAAUUACACAAGUCAUGAACUGUAUUUUGUUAAUUAUCUGUAAGAAUGUUUGUUCCAACC